Molecule: messenger RNA, 1221 nt
Organism: Colletotrichum truncatum
Lineage: Eukaryota; Fungi; Ascomycota; Sordariomycetes; Glomerellales; Glomerellaceae
Product: U1 small nuclear ribonucleoprotein
Biological process (GO): mRNA splicing, via spliceosome
Cellular component (GO): U1 snRNP; U2-type prespliceosome; precatalytic spliceosome
Molecular function (GO): mRNA binding; U1 snRNA binding
Source: RefSeq, a predicted model, not a curated record
AUGACGGACAAGCUCCCUCCUAACCUGCUGGCGCUCUUCGCGCCGCGUCCACCUCUGCGAUGGGUUGCGCCGCCCGACCAUGCGCCUGAGAAGCGAAAGACACUGCCUGUAUCUGGCGUCGCCGAAUUCCUCCCUGCGCUGCAGACAUACAAGGAGACAGAUGAUUACAAACCGACGGAGAGCUGGCUGCAGAUGCGCGACCGAAAGAAGCUCGAGAAGCAAGCUGCAGUGGAGAAGCUCAAGACCGAGGGACCCAGGAACUUCAAACCUCACGAGGACCCCAACAUCCGAGGCGAUGCUUUCAAGACGCUAAUCGUCGCACGACUCUCAUACGAGGCCAACGAACAGGACCUCGAGCGGGAGUUUGGCCGCUUCGGCCCCAUUGAGCGCAUCCGUAUCAUCGCUGACACUCAUGCUCAUGAGAAGCCCAGAAAGAAGAAAAAGCCCCAUCGUGGCUAUGCUUUCGUCGUGUUUGAACGUGAGAAAGAUAUGAGAGCUGCUCUAGAAGCCUGCGAUGGUAUUCGAAUCAAGGAUCGACGUAUCAAGGUAGACGUCGAACGAGGCCGUACCGUCAAAGGUUGGGUUCCUCGCCGGCUCGGUGGCGGUCUCGGAGGAAGAGGUUACACCAAGGCUCUGCCUGCGAGGCCUAUGGGCGGACCCGGCGGCGGUUUUGGUGGUGGUUUCCGAGGAGGUUUCCGUGGCGGCUUCGAAGGAGGACGCGGCCGCGGUGGCUUCAGGGGAGGCUUCGGCGGCCGUGGAGGAUUCCGUGGAGGCGGCGACUUUGGCUCUCGUGGUGGUGACCGUGGUGGUGACCGCGGUGGUGAUCGCGGUGGUCCUAAUGGAUAUGGCGCCCCCAGGGAUGCACCUUCAGGUCCCGGUCGCGGCCAUGGAGGCGACCGCAACUUCUCUGGUGGUGGAUUUGACCGUGGAGGCGGCCGCUCAUUUGACGACAGAUCUGGCGGCCGUUACGGCGACCGCUAUGGCGGUGACCGCGAUAGAGACCGUGACCGCGACGGAGGCCGAAGGACCGGAAGCAACAUGGAGCCAAUCAGACCCAGAGGAGAAGGUGGGUAUCGCGGUGACCGAGGCGACAGAGACCGGGACAGAGACCGUGACAGCCACAGAGAAAGGGAUUUCGACAGACCUCGCGACGACGACAACAGGAAACGAGGCUACGAUGGCGGCGGCUACGAGGACCCCAGGAAGCUGCGUCGUUACUGA